GGCGGGAGAUAAAGGCUGGACUAAGGGCACGGAGCUAAGCUAAACUGCUCUGGGCUGAGCAGCACCGUGGACAGCGCCCUGCCUGGGGCUCCUGCGCACUGACAAGCUCAACCUGACACACACUCCGCUGCACAAUGGCAGAGUCUCACCUGCAGUCGUCCCUCAUCUCAGCCUCACAGUUUUUCGAAAUCUGGCUUCACUUCGACGCUGAUGGAAGUGGGUACCUGGAAGGCAAGGAGCUGCAGAACCUGAUCCAGGAGUUGCAGCAGGCACGGAAGAAGGCUGGGCUGGAGUUAUCACCUGAGAUGAAAUCUUUUGUGGAUCAGUAUGCGCACAGAGAUGAUGGAAAAAUAGGAAUUGUAGAGUUGGCUCACGUGUUACCCACAGAAGAGAACUUCCUUCUUCUGUUCAGAUGCCAGCAGCUGAAGUCCUGUGAGGAGUUCAUGAAGACAUGGAGAAAGUAUGACACUGACCACAGUGGCUUCAUAGAAACAGAGGAGCUGAAGAACUUUCUGAAGGACCUGCUGGAAAAAGCAAACAAGACUGUUGAUGAUACAAAACUGGCUGAGUAUACAGACCUAAUGCUGAAAUUAUUUGAUACAAAUAAUGAUGGGAAGCUGGAAUUAACUGAGAUGGCCAGAUUACUACCAGUGCAGGAGAAUUUUCUCCUUAAAUUUCAGGGAGUCAAAAUGUGUGGGAAGGAGUUCAAUAAAGCUUUUGAGCUAUAUGAUCAGGAUGGCAACGGAUAUAUAGAUGAAAACGAACUGGAUGCUUUAUUGAGGGAUCUGUGUGAGAAGAACAAACAGGAUCUGGACAGUAACAAUAUCCCCACCUAUAAGAAGAGCAUCAUGGCCUUGUCGGAUGGAGGGAAGCUGUACCGGACUGACCUUGCCCUCAUUCUCUGUGCUGAGGACAACUAGGGUUGUGACCAAAGCCACUCAAUAGUGAUACACUGUGUCUAAAAAUAACUGUGCACUAUAAGGGAGUAGUCUGUAUUUCCUUUUAUAUAUGUAAAUUUAACUGCAUAUAGAUAACUUAUCAGGGUGUGUGGCACAAUCUUUUCUGCUUGUUUCUAUACUGUUUGAAAUGUACAGAUUUUGUAAACACACUGAAAAGGAAAUUGUCUAUGCAUAGGCCAGUCAAUACAAACAUUUAAAAAAUAAUCUGACGUAUUCUUGCUUUCAUACAUAGACCCGGAGAAGAUUUCCCUAAAAAUUCCACCAGGAUUAUUCUCUAAAAUUCUAGUCUGAUGUGUUCAUACAAAUUUUUCACUGAAGCAUUCUUAUUUCAGACAAUCAUAGGUCUAUGCCACAAAACAGUUCUAAGCUAUAUUUCCAAUUAUUAGGAGGAAGUGCUUUUGCAUCUAAAAUACUUUAAUAUCUAUCCAUAAUUAGUUAACUGUGGCUCUGUGACAACAAGACUUAGUUCAUCAACAACACAACUCCUGCUUGCACCCACACCCAUCUACUGGUACAAGGUGAUUUGGUGACAGGACAGUGCUAGACGAUGCAUAAAUAUGUCUCAUUCUGUGUCUACAUUUCCAAUAAGCCCAUUGUCAAAGAGUAUGGCCUCAAUCCAUUUUGAAACUGUUUUCAUGUGUUACAGAUGAUAAUUAUUCUAGUAAAAUCUGGUUUUGUCAUAU
Phyllostomus discolor (pale spear-nosed bat) is the source of this 1642-nucleotide messenger RNA. RefSeq names its product calbindin 1 (gene CALB1). The transcript is spliced from 11 exons. Gene Ontology annotation, molecular function: calcium ion binding. The record is from RefSeq and is a predicted model, not a curated record. Bases 135 to 920 code for a protein of 261 amino acids. Gene Ontology annotation, cellular component: nucleus; cytosol; dendrite. NCBI's taxonomy places the organism in Eukaryota, Metazoa, Chordata, Mammalia, Chiroptera, Phyllostomidae. Gene Ontology annotation, biological process: regulation of presynaptic cytosolic calcium ion concentration; regulation of long-term synaptic potentiation.